Messenger RNA from Dipodomys ordii (Ord's kangaroo rat), 1074 nucleotides. It is a transcript of the gene Htr5a, whose product is annotated as 5-hydroxytryptamine (serotonin) receptor 5A, G protein-coupled. The transcript is spliced from 2 exons. Gene Ontology annotation, cellular component: plasma membrane; dendrite. NCBI's taxonomy places the organism in Eukaryota, Metazoa, Chordata, Mammalia, Rodentia, Heteromyidae. Bases 1 to 1074 code for a protein of 357 amino acids. Gene Ontology annotation, molecular function: G protein-coupled serotonin receptor activity; neurotransmitter receptor activity. Gene Ontology annotation, biological process: G protein-coupled receptor signaling pathway, coupled to cyclic nucleotide second messenger; chemical synaptic transmission. The record is from RefSeq and is a predicted model, not a curated record.
AUGAACCUGACUGCGAACUUGACCUCCUCACUCCUGGGCACCGUGCCCUCUCUGGAGCCCAACGGCAGCCGGGACGCCUAUGCCGCACACCACGACGUGCCCUUCCUCUCGGUCUUCGGGGUGCUGGCCCUCACCUUGCUGGGCUUCUUGGUGGCCGCCACCUUCGCCUGGAACCUGCUGGUGCUGGCGACCAUCCUCCGCGUGCGCACCUUCCACCGUGUGCCCCACAACCUGGUGGCGUCCAUGGCCGUCUCGGACGUGCUGGUAGCCGCGCUGGUCAUGCCGCUGAGCCUGGCGCACGAGCUGGCCGGGCGCCGCUGGCAGCUGGGCCGGCGGCUGUGCCAGCUGUGGGUGGUGUGCGACGUGCUCUGCUGCACGGCCAGCAUCUGGAACGUGACGGCCAUUGCGCUGGACCGCUACUGGUCCACCACGCGGCACCUGGAGUACACGCUGCGCGCGCGCAGGCGCACCUCCAACGCCAUGAUCGCGCUCACCUGGGCGCUGUCGGCCGUCAUCUCGCUGGCCCCGCUGCUCUUCGGCUGGGGGGAGACGUACUCGGAGCGCAGCGCGCAGUGCCAGGUCAGCCGCGAGCCCUCCUACACCGUGUUCUCCACCGUGGGCGCCUUCUACCUGCCGCUCUGCGUGGUGCUCUUCGUGUACUGGAAGAUCUACAAGGCCGCCAGGCUCCGCGUGGGCGCCAAGAAGACCAACAGCGUGUCGUCGUUGCCCGAGGCUGUGCAGGUGAAGGACGCCGCCCAGCAGCCCCAGAUGGCAUUCACGGUGCGCCACUCCACCGUCACCUUCCACACAGAGGGGGAGUCGUGGCGGGAGCAGAAGGAGCAGAGGGCGGCCCUGAUGGUGGGCAUCCUCAUCGGUGUGUUCGUGUUGUGCUGGAUCCCCUUCUUCAUCACUGAGCUGGUCAGCCCCCUCUGCUCCUGGGACAUCCCUGCCAUCUGGAAGAGCAUCUUCCUCUGGCUGGGCUACUCCAACUCCUUCUUCAACCCCCUCAUCUACACCGCCUUCAAUAAGAACUACAGCAGCGCCUUCAAGAAUUUCUUCUCUAAGCAACACUGA